AUGUCACGAGUUGAUCACCGUGCUAAGCAACAUCCUAAGCCUUAUGCUUUGCAGGCCUCCGGCAGCGGGGGCUCAUCGGCAGAGGAGACAGUGGGCGAGGCUCCAUCAGCUGCCAAUGACAUCUUGCGGCGGCUGCCGGAACAGUUCGACCUGGUGGAGGUGCAGAAGAGGUAUCCCACCAUGUACGAAGAGUCCAUGAAUACCGUUCUCAUUCAGGAACUCACGCGCUUCAACGGCCUCACGACGGUGAUCGCUGCAACGUUGAAGGACAUCCAGAAGGCGAUUCAGGGACUCCUUCUGAUGAGCCCAGAUUUGGAGCAGGUCUUCCUGUCCAUCUUCAAUGGCAAGACGCCAGCCAUGUGGCUCGCCAACAGCUACCCCUCGCUGAAGCCUCUGGGCGGCUACACCAACGACCUGAUUGAGCGGCUGAGGUUCUUCCAGGCCUGGAUUGACAAUGGCAUUCCUGUGACCUUCUGGCUCAGCGGGAUUUACUUCACGCAGGCAUUCACAACGGGUGCUGCUCAGAAUUUCGCUCGCAGGUACACGAUCCCUAUCGACACCUUGGUCUUCGACUACGAGAUGCCGCAGGACCAGCAUCCUGUCGCGAAGCCAGACAAUGGGGUCUUCUGCUACGGCCUCUUCCUGGAAGGGUGCAAAUGGGACUGGAGUGAGUGGCAGCUGGCAGAGAGUGAUCUGAAGGUUCUUUACGUGCCGGUGCCAUUGCUGUGGAUCCUUCCCUGCAAGAAGGCGGAACUCCGCACUUUCCCAUGGUACGACUGUCCUCUCUACAAGGUGUCUACGAGAAAGGGAGUCCUGUCGACCACCGGCCACAGCACCAACUUCGUUGAGGGCUGA
Symbiodinium natans is the source of this 855-nucleotide messenger RNA. The record is from the annotation of a GenBank genome assembly. Lineage: Eukaryota; Dinophyceae; Suessiales; Symbiodiniaceae.